Cavia porcellus (domestic guinea pig) is the source of this 10883-nucleotide messenger RNA. RefSeq names its product nuclear cap binding subunit 3 (gene Ncbp3). Gene Ontology annotation, cellular component: nucleus. The record is from RefSeq and is a predicted model, not a curated record. Bases 51 to 2090 code for a protein of 679 amino acids. Gene Ontology annotation, molecular function: mRNA binding; RNA 7-methylguanosine cap binding. Lineage: Eukaryota; Metazoa; Chordata; Mammalia; Rodentia; Caviidae. The transcript is spliced from 14 exons.
GCCGGCCAGUGUGCAGGGCGAAUUCUCAGUGGUGCGGCCGGCGGGCAGCUAUGGCGGCCGUACGCGGCCUGCGAGUGUCCGUAAAGGCAGAGGCCCCGGUGGGCUCGGCUUUGGGGCUUCCGUCGCCUGAAGUGGAGUCCGGCCUGGAGCGUGGCGAACCGGAGCCCAUGGAAGUGGAAGAGGGCGAGUUAGAGAUCGUGCCGGUGCGGCGCUGUCUGAAGGAACUGAUCCCGGACACAAGCAGAAGAUACGAAAACAAGGCUGGCAGUUUCAUCACUGGAAUUGAUGUCACCUCCAAGGAAGCAAUUGAGAAGAAAGAGCAGCGAGCAAAGCGUUUCCAUUUUCGAUCAGAAGUGAAUCUUGCCCAGAGAAAUGUCGCUUUGGACCGAGAUAUGAUGAAGAAAGCAAUUCCCAAAGUGAGACUGGAGACAAUCUAUAUUUGUGGAGUGGAUGAGAUGAGUACACAGGACAUCUUUGCCUAUUUUAAAGAAUAUCCUCCAGCUCAUAUUGAAUGGUUGGAUGAUACCUCCUGUAAUGUGGUCUGGCUGGAUGAAAUGACAGCCACACGAGCCCUGAUCAACAUGAGCUCUCUGCCAGCGCAGGAUAAGAUAAGAAGCAGGGGAGCCAGUGAAGACAAGCCCUCUGAGAAAAGCAAAAAAGACAAGCAGGAAGAUAGUUACGAUGACGAUGAGGCGGAAGAAGGAGAAGUGCAAGAUGAGAACUCCAGUGACGUAGAGUUGGACACAUUGUCUCAAGUAGAAGAAGAGUCUCUGUUGAGAAAUGAUCUUCGUCCAGCUAACAAACUUGCUAAAGGAAACAGGUUAUUCAUGAGAUUUGCUACGAAAGAUGACAAAAAGGAACUUGGAGCAGCCAGAAGAAGUCAGUAUUACAUGAAAUAUGGGAAUCCCAAUUACGGAGGCAUGAAAGGAAUUCUUAGCAACUCUUGGAAGCGAAGAUAUCAUUCCCGUCGCAUUCAGCGGGAUGUGAUUAAGAAGAGAGCCCUGAUUGGGGAUGAUGUUGGCUUGACGUCAUAUAAGCACCGACAUUCUGGAUUAGUGAAUGUUCCUGAGGAACCCAUUGAGGAAGAAGAAGAGGAGGAGGAGGAGGAGGAGGAGGAGGAGGAGGAGGACCAGGACAUGGACGCGGAUGACAGAGUGGUGGUAGAGUACCACGAGGAGUUCCCAGCUCUCAAGCAGCCCCGGGAGCGGAGCACGCCCAGGCGAUCCAGCGCCAGCAGCUCAGACUCAGAUGAAAUGGACUAUGAUCUAGAGCUAAAGAUGAUUUCCACUCCUUCACCGAAGAAAAGCAUGAAAAUGACCAUGUAUGCUGAUGAGGUCGAGUCUCAGUUGAAAAAUAUAAGGAACUCCAUGAGAGCAGAUAGUAUAUCCACAAGUAACAUCAAAAACCGAAUUGGUAACAAAUUGCCGCCUGAGAAAUUUGCAGACGUCCGACACCUCUUAGAUGAAAAACGUCAGUACUCACGUCCACGGCCACCAGUCAGCAAUACUAAAUCAGAUAUACGCCAGCGGUUAGGAAAAAGACCGUAUUCUCCAGAGAAGGCUUUUAUUAGUAUCCCAGUGGUUCGGAGAGAGCCCUCUUCAGAUGUACAUAGUAGACUAGGUGUUCCCAGGCAAGACGUUAAAGGCCUCUAUUCUGAUACUCGGGAGAAGAAAUCAGGGAGCUUGUGGACUCGUUUAGGAUCUACACCCAAGACCAAAGAGAAGAGCAUGAAGAAAGUGGACCCUAGGGCAACUGGCAUGGAGGAAGAUGACUCUGAGCUGCAAAGGGCGUGGGGGGCUCUGAUUAAGGAGAAAGAACAGUCUCGCCAAAAGAAGAGCCGCUGUUACCAGCACCCUUUUCCCAAGAAAAGUCAAUUCCCAGGUGCUUACCGGACAGACUGCGAGGGGGAAGAGGAGGGAAGCCGCCAGCUCGCCCUUCCAGGAUCCUGGUGUGAGGGCGACUGUCUCGGACCUGGCCUCAGAGGUGUACCAGUGCUGGCAGGUAGCUACCAGAUGCAGCAACAAUCGCGCUUCCGUCCUCCCUUGGGGUUUCUGUUGGGGACUCUCAUGCUGGCUGUCAGCUUGAUGUGAAGGUCACGUUCAGUGCUGUGGGGUUUUUAGGAAUAAAAAGACUGUGACUGACGGAUAUGGGGUUGAUUUUUGUGCUAGGGUUGGGGUCAUGGGUUAAUGAUGAACAAUUUUUAAGUCUGUACGUAUUGUGUUUAAAAUUAUUAAUGAUCUUAAAGUUUUAAAUUUUUAAUUUUUAUAUGUGGCAGUUCUUCCUGUUGGCUAUAGGAGCAACUCAAGUGGUGUCUUCUUUUGUGCUGUUAAAUAUAUAUUAUAUACUUUGGAAGAUGGUAAAGAGAGGAGUCUCAUUAUUUUAAAGGACCCUAACUGUAUGGUCUAUUUGUUGUUUAUAGUGUUCAAUAUGCUGUUUGGCCACUGUAGGAAAAAAAAACCCAUCUGAGAUGGGACCUUGUUUAUUAUCACUUUAGAAGUAAAGAUAAUUUAUUCUUUUUGUCUCCAAGUUGUGACUGAAGACCUCUUCAAAACUAGCAAAUAAUAUUUUCAGAAAUGUUUUGUUUAAACUCUUUUAGAUUAUUUUACCAUGAAAAGGAGGUUGUUUUUUGUUUUUUAUUUUGUCUUAACAUCUGAUUUUUAUCUCACAGUACUUAAUUCUGUAGUCUUUUGUAGGCUUUAAAAUAAUGUUUCAUUUCAGUUCAUGAGCACUUGGGAGUUAGAGGUGCUAGUAAGCUUUUGUCACUGUGUGAUGUCACAUUCUUCACCCUCCGGACUGUUUUCCACCAGAGCAGCCUAGAGCCCUUGCUGGUGACUGAGCUGAUGGUGUAUUAAUAGUUGGUUGCACUGUGGUGCAAAUGAAUGCGUGCAAAGCAGUGUUGUUCACUAAGAAAAUCAAGGGUUGAGACCUGAGGGCUGUAAUGAAAACCACAUUGCAGCAUAUUUUAACCUACCUGCCCCAUGCUGUGUUUCGGGUUCCCAGGAUACUAGAAAAGAGGUGACACUGGUUUCUCAGCCAGCUAAAACCUGCCCCUGACAGUUCUAAGUGCUUUUUGCCCUGUGAAGCACAUGGCUCAGAGCUAGGUUCUUAGGUUGAGGCUCAGGGGUUGUUAGGGUGAAAGGUGCAAGGACCUGAGAGUUAAGAGGCCCUAUGCCACCUGGCUCUACUGCAUGGACCUGGGCCUUGGUUUCCCAGCUGGAAAUUGGUGGGAUGGGACUGAGCUAGUUAUGUUGGCUCAUCUCAGUGGUGUUUUACUCUUCCCACAGCUGUGAGUACAGUGGACUGGCCAGCACACCUUUCUGCUGCAAGUGGCCAAAGAGUCAAGAAGACAGCUGAGGGCAGGCAUGAGGUUGUGGGCAGGAUCCAUCCCUGAGCUGUUACAGUGUGGUUUUCCUGAGGGGUUAGUGGCCAUAGUCUCCCCAGCACUCAGGAAUUGUCCUUUGUAGGCUUCUCUUUUUGUUUCCCAAUCACGAAGCCGACCCUCAUACUAGAGAGCAGAGAAGACUGUAGAAGCUGGGUGACAUGCAGUCACAGCUGGGUCUUUGGUCUAAUCGUGAAAACCAUGAGAAAACACAGAACUCAAAGAAGUAGCUCUGGGAUUGUAUUUCCUGAAGUGGUCCUCCUUCCUCCCCUCUCUCUCUGGUCCGCACUCAGCCACUUGUGUCUUGCAGCAUCUUGAGCAUGCCCUGCAUAGCUACUUUGUCCCUGAGUUAGGAGUGAGGGGACAGUCAGACAGCUUGACAAGCCGCUCAGCGAGCUUGCACCCCAGGUGUUUUCUGUGUGGCAGCCAGUAGGGCUGCACACUCUGUACCCUUCCGCUCAUCCUGGCAGGUAGGAGAUUUUAAAUACAAUCGUGCUGCUUGAUAAUAAUUGCAGAUACCUCAUCUCUGUUUCCCUUCUCUCUUAGGAGAGUCCAGGUACACAGGAGAACUUGGAGAAGCCCAUCACAAGACAUCAGCCCCCCCCCCCCCCCGGUGUACUCUGGUCUGUGAAUCUCUGCCUGCUCCCUCUGCCCCAUUCUCUCUUUCUAGUCUGCUCCACUGCUGGGAUGAAUUUUUGUUGGCAUUUCAUUGAGUGAUGGCUUGUUUGUAUAGUGUAAAAUUCAUGUCAUAGUGUACAUGUCAGUGGGUUUUAGUGUGUUUACCAAGUUGUGCAACCAUCACCAUAAGCAGUUUUCAAGCAUUUUAUUGGCAGAAUCAUCAGGAGUCAUUAUUUCUUUCUAGCCCUUGGCAAUUAUUCUUUUUGUCUGUGGCCUUGUCUUUGGUGGAUAUUUGAUAGAACUGGAGUCACGUACUGUAUAUUUGUGACUUCUUUCACUUCGAACAUUUUUAAGGUUCAUCCAUGUUGGAAUAUCUGCACUUUAUUUUUUUAAGUUGUAGAAUAAUAUUCCAUUGUGUAUGCCACAUUGCAUAGACCAUGUUUUAUCUAUUAAUCAGCUAAUGAACAUUUAGGUUGUUUCAUUUUUAAUUAUUUUGAAUACUUUUUUAUGGACGUUUAUAUACUUGUGGAUAUAUGUCUUCUUGUCCCUGCCCCUUGGUUUUGUUUGAGAACUGUGGCAGUUUCCUUGCUUCAGCCUUCUGAUUGCUGGGAUUGCAGACUUGUACCACCAUGCUUGGCAUUUUCUUGGGUUUAUACUGAGGAGUGGAGUUGCUAGAUCACAUGUAACUCUUUUUCAAUUAGACCUUGGGCUUUGCACAUACUAGGCAAGGAUUCUUGGGCUAUGUCCUUAGCCCUUUUAAAAAAUUUUGAUAGUGUCUCCAGUAAGUUCCUCAGAAUGGUCUUGGACUUUUGAUCUUUCUGUCUCAGCCUCCUGAGCUGCUGGGAUUAUAGGCUUAUGCCUGCAUGACCAGCUGCUAAGGGUCUGUUUAAUCCUUUGGGAAGUUGCGGAGCUGAUUUAGCUGUAUUGGUUUACAUUCCUGUUAGCAGUGCAUGAGGUUCCAGAGUUUCCUCACAUCUUCAGGAACACUGUUUUAAAAAUGGGAACUGGUGCCUUUGGUUUUGAUUUGUACUUCCUUAAUGGCAGGUGACGGGCAUCUUUUCUUUUUUUUUUUUUUUUUUGAUGGGCAUCUUUUCAUGCGCUUCCGGAUGAACUUUUAAAAAUGUCAGUCUGAUCUUUUUAUUCCUCUGCUUGAAACUUUUCCUGACCUUCUUUAUUUCCUUUGGAAUAAAUCCAAGCUCUUCUGUUAGCUUAUGAAAGCUGAUUGUGAUCUAGACUCUUGGGCCUGUUCUCCCCCGCCUUCUCUGCUUGCUAAGUUCCGGAUCUAUCUUUUUGGGGGGUGGGGGUGGGGGAUGGGGUUACCGGGUAUCAAAUCCAGGGCUGUUGCACUGACCUUUAUCUUUAGUCCUUUAAAAUUUUUAAAAAUUUUUAAAAAAUUUGAGAUGGGUCUUGCUAACUUGAGAAAUUGUCCAAACUGGGCUUGAACUUGUGAUCCUCUUGCUUUAUCUCCCAAAGUACUGGGAUUGCAGGUGUGCACUGAACUGUCUGGCUCCCUGGAUCUGUCUCAAUCUCAGCAGUCUUCCAGACCCAACAGAGCACAUGCUCCCAGUGACAUACUUUCCCAGGCCCUGUCCCCUGUCACUCAGCCUUGAGCUCUCAGGGGCCUCUUAAGAAGCAGUCCUCAAUUUCCAGAGGCAAGGUAUGGGUUCCUUCUGUGUUUGUUCCACUGCUGACACAAAGGAAUUCUACUGAUGUAACAUCAGUGCCUGAGAUAAAGCUGUGUGCAAUCAAAAUUCCUCGUGGCAACCCCAAGGCAGGCACUAUAGUGAAGGGGAGCAUCACACAGUCGGUCACAGUCAUCUCCUGUCUGUGGGAGCAGACACUUUGGCUCUCAGUGGGCACAGGUGGGGUGGUUGGCCUGCAGUUGGUCUUGUACAAAGCUCACUUCACUGUAGCUGUUACAACUUCUCUUUUGAGGAGCUUAGAGGUUUAGACUAUGGAAGCAGCCAAGAAACAGACUUGCCAAGGAUUUCCUGCCGACGUGGGCUCAUUGAGGGAAAGGGGAAGCUGGAAUGUCCCAGGCAACUUGGAAUUGUUUUUUGUUUGUUUUUUAAAUAACUUUUCAGACUGACACCACUGUGUCUGACUAAGUGAAGUAUGUGUAUUGUCAAAUAUACUGUAUUCACCAACCCAGCACCUCCAUGCUGGACUGGAACCUCCUAGCCUUUAUUUGUCUGUUUUGCUAGACUGGAAGCUCCGUGAGAGCAGGGUCAUGACCAUUACUUACGUUCAUUGGGGUUUUCCCACACCUUUACCCAGGCCUGGCAUCUGGUCCUCCCUAAAUGUUUAUGGAAUUUGUAAAUCUCCAGCCUCAGAAUUGCUUCAUCUGAAGCCCUCGGAUCAUUGCGGUUCUUUCUCUGCCAUCUACUGUGGGAGAUGACUCCAGUGACUCCCUUUGAAUCCAAAACAGUUGCUGUGACUUGAUUACUUGGAGACUCAUUUCCUUAUACUGGUAUAUAAAAGACUGGCUAGGGUAUUGCUUUCUCUCUUCAAUUGGCUCUGAGCACUGCAAGUAAGGCUAGCCGAGGUGCUAAUGUGCAAAAUCUGUAGCCAUCAGACAGUCCUGUUUCUUCCCUGGUGCUCUCCACAUUACUGGAUUGAGCUCUCAGAGAUGUUAGAGCAAACAGCUCCGGGAAUGUCAACUGGGUACCAGCCUCAAGAUAAGAGGUUAUUAUUCCCCAGGGCACAAGAGUUUGCAUAUCAAAAACACAAACAAUAGCCCCCCCAAAACAAUUCCACUGCUGCCUUAAUUAGAUUCUGUAAAUUGAUCCUUCUGCAUAUCUUUAUCUCUGCAAAUUACCGAGAUGCCAUUCUUGCACCUGGCUAGCCAGCUCAAUUUACUCAGUAAUCCCUGAGAUCUUCACUAUCACUCAUCCAUGAGCCACUCCCCUUUGUUCACAAGAGAAUAAAUGCUGGGAGAGGCCUAGGAUCGAGGCCUUUGUCCUCAUGUCCUCAUGGGAAUUGGACUUAGGACCCCUUGGCUGCCCGUAAUUUAGAAGAUGUCUUGUUGUCUUUACUCUCGCUGUGGGUUGGAUUGGUAAUGGUAGAUUGGAAUUAACUUGCUAGGAUUCCAAUGACGUCUCGAAGCGAUUAUAAAUAUAACCUUUUGGAUUGUGAGGAAAACUAGAAAGAGGAUUACAAUACUUGGGUGACUGAACUUGAUAUUUGGGUUUACAAUAAUCUACAUUUAAUGUCUUUUUUUCCUAUUUUCCUUCUAGCCUGUGAGCUCCUAAUGAGCAGGUGUCUUCAUGUUUUCUUUGUAUCCUUGCAGCAGGUAGUGUGCUUCGGGUGUUUGGGAAGUGAUUGAAUCAUGGUAACUGAGGCCUACUUUUGCACAAAUCUGAUUCUAGAUGAGAUCCCAGUCCCACAAAAGGACACUGUGCUUAUAUAAGGUAAAGCGCUCAGGUUGGUCUCAGUAAGCAUCCAGUGUUGAUGACUGUGACAUGCUCUAUAAAGAAUAUGCUAGCAGGUCACACAGAUGGUCCUGAGUAUUUUGUUAGAAAAGCACUCAUCUGCCCCAUGAUAGGAAGGAAAGAAGCUGGUGGGAAUGUGCGAGGUCCCAAGAGAGACUGCCUAGGCUCUGGUCCUUGUGGAAUGGAAAAUGACUGCAGUCUGAGGUGUGUGACAAGAAACCGCUCAUUCCCAGCAGUACCUCUCUGUCCGAAAGCAGUGUCCCUCGGGCUUCCCAGGUGGAGCCUUGUCCAGGAGUGGGAAAUGCUCACGUGCACUUCCGGUCAGCACCAGCAGCGAGUGACAGUAAGCUUUGCAUAUUAGUAGUUACUGCUUCAAUAAGUUUGACGUGUAAGUAUUUGCUUUAAACUCCUUAUAACAAGAGUGAAGUUAGCGCUAAGAGGAGAGCAUGCUUUUGGUAAUCUUGGGAAUAGCACAUUUGCUCUGAGGCAGAUCACUGCUGUGUCGUUUGACCCACAACAAAGGUGGAACUUUUCUUAAAUACUUGUAAAAUAAAUCUUAGGAAAGAAAAGUACUGUACAUUUUUUCCCCCAAUGAAAUUCUAUGAAUGUUUCCUAGAACUUUGUUCCUGCUUCAAAAUCUGUUUUAAAUAGUUCAGAGGCAUUGAAGUGGGAUUUCAUGUACUAUAAAUAAAACACUAGGGUAAGGGUGGCAUGUAGCUUCCCACAGUCACUACCCUGCUCGGAAAUUCUGAUCUGUGUGAGCAGUCCCCAAGGCCUCCUCUGGAUGCCUGCAUGGUUAGGUGUUGAGUCUGUGUGUCACCUCAGCCCAGGACCGGAGGGGGUUAGUACAGGCAAGAGGCCUUUAUCAUCACCUCUUUUCCUUGGGUGGCCGCAGAUCCUGUGAUAUGUCCCUCUUUCUCCUUAUGGACAAGAGCUUCUCAGAGGGUCCUUUAGUCUUUGGGAAAGAACUAGGAUGAGAGCCGGAGCUGGAGCUGGAGUAUGAAGAAUUCAUCCUCCCUCACAUGCUUAGGGGGGAAGGGCAACAUCCCUGCCUCUGGACCUCAGCUUUGCACUCUGUCAAACGAAGGGCUCCACUGAGCUGACGCCUGUUUUCCUCCUAGGGCUGGAGUGUGUCUGAGGACCUCUGCUGCCUUCACCAGGGCAGGAGGGAGGCGGGUCCAGUGCAGCUCUUCCCCUCCCAGCCCCCAUUACACGAGGACAAGCAAUCCCUGUUGGCCCUCCUGACGCCCUCCUGACCAGCACACCCACACCCAUACCCACACACACCAGUCAGUCUUUUAGGGCCGGCAGCCCAGGGUAUGAGUACGAGGGCUGCCAUGUCAGUGUCACACUUAGGAGGCAUUCUCGCAGGGCUGGAGCCUGAGAGGCAGACCACAGUGCCAGGAUGGCAGAGGCCCUCAGCCAGGCUUGCUCACUGCCGUUCCUCUGUGUAUGCACAUGAGCCUUGCACCACCAUUCCUGCUGAGUUAGAGCCAGGCCCUACCCUUCUCACUGCUUUUAACUUUAUUUCUUAAAAGCCUCGUCUCCCAGAUACAGCCGGGUUGUGAGUUUGAGCUUCGCCAUUUGAAUUUGGAGGGGAUGCAGUCUAGUCCACAGCACCAGUUCCAACAGAAUGCCAGUCUGUGUCUGUGGAGUGAAUGCUCCUGUUUGCUGAGACAAGGUCUAGCUAUGUAGCUCCGGUGGCUUGAGACACUUGUCCUCUCCCAGUUUCCACUCUCCGAGUGUCAGGGUAAGAGGUGUGCACCACCAUAUGUGGCUUGGGUUUGUUUUAAGCUGAAUCUAAAGGUGGGAGGGUUUGUAGUGUUCCAGUCAUGGUUCCCAGGGAGAAAAACUUGAGUCCUACGCUGCCACUACUGUCUGUCUGGCUUUGGCAAAGCACUUUCCCUGUCUCUGGGCACCAGCAGCUGCAUCCGUAAGUUGGACCCCCUCAGAUGGAGGCCUGCACACAGAGCCUGGGCUUGCUUGUGUCUGGGCUCCCUGCUGAGUGCUCAGUGGUAGUGGGCCCCACUGCUCUGCCCUGUGUGCCCCGCAGCACUCAGUCUUCUGGGUUGACUCUGCCUGUGUCCUGAGGCUGGGUAACAUGGUGUCAUGUCUUGUUUCUGACUGAUACCCCAGACUGCAGAUCCAUCUUGUGUCCCACACCUCCACCCUGAUCAUCGUGCAAAGGGCAAAGAACACAUCACCACAUUUUAUUUUACCUCUCAAGCUCUCCUUCCUUUCCUCCCUUGUCCCUUGUUUUUCUUUGCCCUCUGAGCCAUGAACAGUUUGGGAAAGAUUGCAUGUGCCCUGCCCCUUGACCCCUAUGGUGCUUGUUAGUGCAUAUUCCUAAGAACAAGGCAUCCACUCACGUGUCCACGGUGCAGUCCCCACAUUAUGCGAAGAUACAAUCUCAGGUCAGUGCAGUGCAGUGAUGUGUGCUUCAGGCUUCAGCUUAACCAGCUGUUGAGUAUGAUAGACCAGUCCUUUCCGGUCUACAGUCCAGCAUCAAGUGCUGCCCUCUCAUUGGUCUCCUUUGAUCUGGGGCAGCUCCUCCGCCUUUCUUUACUGCUCAUGAGGUUGAUGUUUCUGAAAAGUACAGACCAGCUGAUGUAGGUUGUCCUUCAAGUUGGCCCCUUAACAUUUGCUUAAAGUGAAACAAACUAGGAUGCCUCUUUCCUAUUUCCUUUAAGUAUAUAAUUUGCUGGACACUCAGCCUUCUAUUAGAUAGCAAAACCUGGCCAUAGUGUGGAGACCUUGGUUCCGUGUGUGGGAAAACUGUUAGCAUUACGUUGCUUGGAGAGCCCCUCUGCAUGCCCCAGACGAGCUUGGAUUACCACAUCUUGGAUACAGAAUGCGUCCAAAACAAAAAUAGAAAAAGGCCUUGGUCCCUGUCUGAAUCCAGUCACUGCGCCUGCCUGACCUCCUCAGGUGCCUGAAAGUUCAUGCUCCAAAUACAAGCUUGCUUCCCACAGGCUUCUCAUGUGAGCGGCAGUCUGUGUCCCAGCCUGUCCUCGCAAGGACGUGCUGUCACUUUGGGCUGCCCUCUUCCCUUCUGGGCCAGUGCUGGGAGAGGAGUCCUGUGUCACCCUGGGAGCUCAGGAUGCACUGGGGAGGCCAGGUACUGAGCCCUGGAGGGUGGGGAGGUGAUAGGUGGGAGGCUGCAGGCCCUCAUGCUGCCUGUGAUGAGGUUAAAACCUAGGGAUGGUCUGCAUCAGGAUAUGGCAGGAAAAUCGUCAGGCCUGAAACUUGGUUUUUCAGCUGUUUACUUUCUCUGUUGGCUAUGUACAGGGGAAAAUGGUGAAUUGUAAUAUAUCGAACCAUGUAAAAUCUAGUCAUGGGUAUUUUGUGAGACCAAAAUAGGUAAAGUAAAAGUGUAUGCAGUGUCAUCAACUCAUCACAGGACUUUGGCCAAGUGAGCUUUCAGUGUGGAAAAAAUAAUAAAGCAUAAAAUCAAC